Triticum turgidum subsp. durum (durum wheat) is the source of this 435-nucleotide messenger RNA. The record is from the annotation of a GenBank genome assembly. NCBI's taxonomy places the organism in Eukaryota, Viridiplantae, Streptophyta, Magnoliopsida, Poales, Poaceae.
AUGGUUUAUGUCGAAUGCCUUGUGCACGAGGAUGAUGAAAUCGGGCGGCUGCUCGUUGGAGCAAAGAUGAUAGUCGCGCCGGCAAACCGGUUGAAAAGUGCAUGCGCGGCCAUCUUCAGACGGUUGAUCCCAAAGCAUGUGCUCCUGGGCAUCACACGACGAAGUAGAGCUCUUUUAUGCGCGCGGCUCGCGCCGGAGCUCCUGCUGGCGUCGACGGAGUACAACGCGCGGGUGGGCACGUGGGCGCUCGGGUGCAUCAUGGCCGAGCUCCUCGCCGGCGCGCCGCUGCUGCCCGGGAGGUCGGAGAUGGACCAGCUGAACAGGGUGUUCGACACGGUCGGGACUGACGAUAUGACGGGCUGGCCCGGCUUCUGCCGGCUCGCCGCUCUGCCAGCGCAGCAGGCCGCCCAGCCGGCUCUUGGAGAUGUUCCCUGA